Molecule: messenger RNA, 5376 nt
Organism: Cherax quadricarinatus
Lineage: Eukaryota; Metazoa; Arthropoda; Malacostraca; Decapoda; Parastacidae
Source: RefSeq, a predicted model, not a curated record
AUGAUGUUCAAUGGAAUUAAUGCAGUAUUAGUUGUUAUGGGUCCAGUAUUAACUGUAAUAGUGCCAGAAUUAGUUAUCAUGAUGCUAGCAUUUCCUAUUAUGGUGUUGACAUCGGCUGUUGUGAGGCUCUUAAAUAAAUUUUUUAUCUGUGAAAUCCUCAUAAUCAAGCUAGUGGUCGUUGCAGUGACAGAAGGCAGCGAGACGAACGAAGAGGUUCAACUGAGUGCCUCUCAGUUUUCAAAUAACGAGAAAGAUGGCAUAGGACCUGCUGUAGAUGUCAACGAAGACAAUGGUGGUGAACCGCUUCAUGACCUUGCGACCUCAACAUCUCCAGAAUCCAGCGACGAAAGAAACGAUGCUACAGAGUCAGCCUCUGAGGUCGUUGGAAAAAGUAAAAAUUCUAAUCAGUUUCGGCCAGAGGAUUUACAUGACAACGGAGCGAUGGCGAACAGAGACUCGGAUAGAAAAGGAAGAAAAAUCAUACCAACAGAUUGGGAAGAAGGGAAAGAUGUUGAUAGCCUGUGGUACAGUGAUAAUUUAUCCCCGUCACACACUAUUAAUCGUUUUAUUGACGACUUUAUUAGGAACUCUAGUAGCCAGAACGUAACAACGACCAGGACAACUGGUGUGAGGGACUCGACAAUCUCCCGGAGAUAUUUAAGUCCCUCUGACUCGAACUUCACGACGCGAGUGACGACUGGUCAGUGCGGUGGGGUUAUCGCUGUUACUAACAAAUACCAAACCAUUACUACUCCAAAUUACCCUGACAACUACCCAGAAAACUCUUUGUGCAUUUGGAAUAUUUAUUCUCGUACAGAAAAGGAUUAUGAUCAGAUCCUGAUAUGGAUUCAAGAUUUCGAACUGGAAGGUAGUGACUGUAGCGGCGACUCCCUCAAGAUCACAGACGUCACAGUGCGAAAAACAGCAAUUUUCUGCGGCGAGAAAUCCAGAAGACCUCUAUUUUCAAUGGGCAAUUCUCUGAAGCUUACAUUUACGAGUGACAAUGCAGGCAGCAGAAGAGGGUUCACAAUCGGAAUAAAAGGCAUUUAUUCAACUUGUGGCGUUAUUCACAACACGAUAGGUAACGAACCUCUGGUUCUCUCUACUCCUAAUUUCCCACAGGCAUUCCCAGAAGAAACGCGCUGCCAUUGGCUCAUAGUAUCAAAGGGAGAAAUGGCAUUAAGAUUGAUGCAUGACUAUAGCGACAACGGAAGCCAUGAUUCGUUGUUCAUCUCUACAGAUUUUUUAAACAAGUAUGACAAGUACAAUCUGCAAAGAAUCUAUGUAUCGAAUGUGUUUUCUAUAAUUUUUGUUGCCAAACUGUUGUUAGAGAAAAGUCAACAGCAUCUGGGGUUACAAUUUCAAUUGCUACCAACAACAACAACUCAGUCUUGUGAUCAAACUUUAACAGUAACUGCUAAUUCAACAGUUGUUAUCAACUCCAGCAGAUAUCCAAGUGGAUACGACCCAUCAACUAACUGUCAGUGGACUAUCAAAUACGACACAAAUAAUCAUUAUAUGUCAAGUCUCCGCUUUAUAGACUUUGACGUUGAGAACCACAUUAAUUGUCGCUAUGACUCCUUACAGAUCAUCGAUGAAAUGAGGGGCUUUAGCAAGACCUAUUGUGGAAAAGAGAAAAAUUUCGAGUACUUUACUGAAAGCAAGAUACUGAAACUCCAUUUUAAGAGUGACUCACGUGAUAUUUACUUCCAUAAAGGCUUUUCACUAUACGCCUCCGCAGAGAGGAUAAGGAGAGACGAGUGUGUAGUCACAAGGCCUGAAAGCGACACUUGGAUAAUAAAAUCCCCAGUGUAUAAACAAGUCAGUCCAGCUUUCACUGUCUGUAGCAUCACCAUCAGAAGCACCACAUCACUCAGAUUUAGUGUCCGCUUUGAUAAAUUCAGUCUCCAAAAAAGUGAUCCGUGUAACAAGGGUAACUACUUGUCUAUAGAGGACGUGGAUAUCAACACAACGGAGUUGUUCUGUGGUGGGAUGGGUGGACAUAAGUUCACCACUGCUGGAAAUGCCAUCAAGUUAUUCUAUUCGUCUGAGAGUAAAAAUAGCGCAGAAGGCUUUAACAUAGAAAUAAAAUCACUCUUUGAUUCUGACUGCGGGGGGAGCUACAAGCUCAGACCUGGAGAGAGUAAAGAAUUGAAUGCUCAUUCCUUCAUAAAGCUGGAGAAGGAAUGUGUUUGGGUUAUUCAGGGAAUAAACGGGAUUCUCGUUCUUGACUUUGAGCAAGUGGAGAAUGUACGAGUGUCACUGACUGGCCUCCGUAGAGAUCUUUAUAAUUACAACUCCAGAACGAUUCACUUCCUCGAGCCUUCUAAUAAAUAUAUGAUACUCGCCAAGGAGAAUAAUGUAAAGUUUCAAGCCACAGCUUAUACCACAUUUUCACAUUGUGAAUCUACCCUUAGUCUCAGAAAUACACCUGUAAUACUAAAUAAUUUAGGUAACUCAUACUGUUCUCAGGUGGUGAGCUUCUCCAGCAAUGACAGAGACGUUCUUUUUGCAAUUCAAUACACCUUGCUCUCCUCAACACAUUCCUCGCCCUGCCCUUUAGAGGUAGUCGACGCAGAGACUGGCACCAAGAGGAAAGUUUGUAACAAAGACUGGAAGAAAACAUUUACAGUAUUAAGCGAGAAACUGUACAUAACUCCCGCUAUACCAGAAUAUGAUAUCUCAAGUAAGUUCAUGCUUCUUCUAAAGCCAGUCAAAUUUACCUGUGGGGAUACCUACGAAGUAAAAAAUAAAAUAAUCUUGAGAAGCAAAAAUAUGGAAGUGAGAGAGACUUGUGUUUACAAAUUAACAAGCGAACGUCAUAGGAUUGCAUUAGAUGUAGCCACGGAAAGCAAGGAAGCUCUUACCUACAUUAGCGUAUCCACCGACGGGUCCUUCUACAACUUAAAGGAGCUAUCCUCUGCAACUACAACCUCGUUGGUAACGACGAAAGAAUUCUUAGUUGUCGUUAAACCGUUUCCAAGAAGUGUGAGUUUCGUGUUACAGGCUAUAAGAGAGUCUCCGGUAACUUCAUCUUGUAACACCUGCGUGAUCGUCGAGCCAGGCAGUGAAGGGAUUAUAAAGUCACCCAGUUCCCCUAACCUCAACACUUACCCUUCUGGAUUAUUCUGUAGCGUUAAAUUUGAAUCCGAAAAUAAAAAUAGAAGUGUUAUUUUGGAAAUUGAAUACCUGGAUCUUCCUACAAAUACGUCUUUAGAUUCAUUGUUUCUAGUGAAGGAUGGCAUCUGGAGUGCUAUUGAUGCUUCACGUCUGCCUAUCUUGAAUCAAAAUUUGAUCCUUGAAACUCCCUUCUUUCUGCAGUUCAGAACCUUGACCAAUAAUAAACAUAAAGGAUACAGAAUACGAUACAAGGUCAACGAGUGUGGCGGAGUAGUAACAUUAAAUAAUAACACAGCAGUAACGCUGCAGUCUCCUGGUUACGGUGACGUGUACCCAACAUACAUCCAAUGUGUGUGGCUCUUCAACACAAAUAUAACAAAUAUAAGUGAUAGGAUUAAACUGAAAAUCGUUGAGUUUGAUCUACAUGAAUCGGAUUCAUUUGAAGUGUUUGAUCCACUGUAUUCUAAAGUUCCUGUUGCAAUAUUCAGAGGUUCAGCAGCUAAUCAAGGAAUAAGAAGUGUUGGAAGCCAGUUGAAGGUAGUGUUUACAUCUGAUUCUCGCUACGUAAGUUCUGGGUUCGUUUUCAGAGUUCGAGCAGUCGUCUCGGGCUGCGGUGGCGACAUUGACACAAGUAUCAAGGAAGAAGGGACAAUUACAACUUUGGAUGCUUUCCCAAACACUGACUAUUGUUUAUUCCGUCUACGACCCAGCCAGGGACGUGUGAUGACUCUCACUCCCCUGAAGACAUCUAACAACAGACAAGAACGUGAACACUUACCACGUAAAAGUCUCAGGUUACCAGAGGAACCUGAACUUGUAAGGGAUAACAAGUGUCAUGUGGGUAGUGUAGUAAUAUCUACUACUGGGUUCCUCAGAGAUGGUCAGAGAUUCUGCGUAGGCGAUCCUGUUGCAGCCAUCUCGUCCACACAAGACGUGUUGGUGGUAGUAAAAGCUCCUCCUCUACCUCCUGUGGAAUUCCUCUAUCACACAGGAAGUUGUGGGGGAGAGCUAGCAGGUGACAAAGGAUUAAUGGGCUUUUUAUCAUCUCCGAAUUUUCCUGAUAUGUUCACCGGACCUGUCACCUGUACUUGGACAUCUAGUGGUCCUCUUCUGAUUACACUUACGUACCUGGAUAUUCAGCCGAGUAUGGAUUCCCUUAUCUUUGCGGAUCACAAACGUGUUAUUACCCUGACUUCGUCCCAGAUUCCACGCUACUUACAACUUGACGGUCCUGCUACAAUCAUCUUCUCCGGCAAUAGUAUUGGCGUCAAGACUGGGUUUCACCUGCAGUACGAAAGUGUAGAAGUCAAUGGCGUAUGGGAUGUAGGGGUGAGCGCUCCUGUAAUUCUUCUAGGCUGGCAAGGGGCCCAAACAAGGCCCUCAGUGUGGAAAGUGAGGGCUCCCAUUGGCUCUAAAGGCCUCACGCUGCGACUCUGGGCUGCAUACAUUCCCAACAACCCACAAUGCAAGGAAAGCUUUCUCCUUGUGUACGGGGAGGCGGACAUGGCUCAGAGGCUGUGCGGUGGGCUGGCUAUGAACACCUUGCAUUUUGUGGGUCGUGACAUGGUUCUCAGCUUGCAAUCUUCCUCCCCACUAGCUGCUUUCAUCGCUUCAGAUCCGGACGAGAGGCGACAGAUAUACAAACAUUCCUGUAUUUGGACUGAGAUGCUGGUAGAGUUGGCAGCUCUUUAUUCUCCAGUGGUGUCGAUGACAGUGGAACCCAAGUCACUGAAGAAGUCUAUUACACAUUUAUCUCAGGGUGAUGGGUAUCCGAUCCUACUAUACCAAAACAGUACCGAUAACCAACACACAAGUCAGCAUCACCUCCCUGCUACCAACACAGACAUAUCAACAUCACCGCCCUGCUACCAACACAGACAUAUCAGCAUCACCGCCCUGCUACCAACACAGACAUAUCAGCAUCACCGCCCUGCUACCAACACAGACAUAUCAGCAUCACCGCCCUGCUACCAACACACAAAUCAGCAUCACCGCUCUGCUACCAACACACAAAUCAGCAUCACCGCUCUGCUACCAACACACAAAUCAGCAUCACCGCCCUGCUACCAGCACAGACUAAUGCUUCUCUCCUUCAUAGCCCUUAAGUAUAAACAAAGGGUCGCCACAACUCAGGCAGCUACAUCACAACACUAUCAUUACCAUUCUAAGCUUUGGACUGAUAGUACCGCAGGAGAGCUGGAAAUGAUCGGUCGAGCUGAGAAGAGUAAUGAAAAGGUGUCGAAUGAAAAGCGGUAA